AUGACUGUACAAGAAAUACCAACGAUAUUUCUACUAACGUUUCUAUUUCUACUAGUAUCUUCGACGAAAACGCAAUUAGUUGGUACGAGGAAAUCCUGCUCGAUCGAGGGAGCCAAAAUUUCCGUAGAUCAAAUCGACAAACAAAAAUGCUACUCGUGCGUUUGUAAGAACGGUUACGUGAUGUGCACAGAUGGCUGUCCGAGCAUCCAAGGAUGUUAUAUGCUCGUCGAAGAUAAAUGUUGCAAAAGAAAAUGCAAAGGUUGCAUAUACGAAAAUACGCACCAUCCCAGCGAUUCGGAGUGGAUAAAUCCGAAGGAUCCCUGCACGAUCCUGCGAUGCGAAGCCGGCAUCAUCACUAUGUCGCAGCUUCGAUGCCACACGCCCUGCUCGAAUCCUCUACCGCCCGAGCCAGGAAAUUGUUGCCCCACUUGUCCCGAAUGUAAAAUGAACGACCAAAUAGUCACCGACGAUAGAGACGUAAUUUCAGACGAUCCUUGUUUAAAGUGCAGAUGCAACGGCGGCAGGAUGGUGUGCGCCAAAAAAGCCUGUCCGGUCCUGCAAUGCACACCAGUCAGGCAAUUCCACCCUCCGGGAGAAUGUUGCCCCAGGUGCAAAGGCACGAGGUUUCUAUUAACACCACCGAACAGUUGCACAAUCCAAAACAUCUACUCCAGAGAGGGCAACUCAAUAAGCAUGGACAAAUGCACGAAUUGCACCUGCAAAAACGAAACCUCCAUUUGCAGCCGAUACACCUGCCCCAUUCUGGAUUGCGCCCCCGAACUACAAAAGCCGGCGCCAGGCAGUUGUUGCAAAAAGUGCGAACUACCCGAGGAAUUCAAAUCGGACUGCUACUUCGACAGUAAACUAUAUCAGGAUGGCGAACAAUGGAAGCUAGGCGAAUGCAAGUCAUGUAUUUGCCAAAGGGGAAUUACUCGGUGCGCCAUCACCCGCUGCAACAUGACUUCCUCUUCCAGCACUUGCGCUUAUGGAUAUAAGUUCCAGAAAUUACCAGGCGAAUGUUGUCCACGUUGCGUCGAACUUGACGGAGCUUGCAUGGUGUUCGGAGACCCGCACUACAAGACAUUCGACGGCAAAAUCUACACCUUCAAAGGCAUCGGAAAGUACCAGCUAGCGGCCGAUUGCGCCAAUCACACCUUCUUCGUGCGAGUGGCCAACGUGCUGGUGGACGGCACCUCCUCGACGACGAGAAGAGUGUCCGUGAAGUACCUCAACGCGCGGCUGAACCUCCAGCAAAGGGGCCGCAUCAAGUUCAACGGGUCCGUCAUAGCGGCGCCGUUCAAAGUGGACGGGCGCUUCCGCGCCGACAAGAAGAAGGACAACUCCAUCGAGAUCGUCCUGCAGAACGGCGUCAAGAUAUUCUGGAACUUCCGCAGCUUCGCCGAGGUGACGGUGCCGGCCCGUUUCAAGAGCAAGGUGUGCGGCCUGUGCGGCAACUUCAACUUCGACGUGCAGGACGAUCUGACGACGAAGCUGGGCAAGGUGGUGUCCGACAAGGAGAUACUGGCGUUCGGCGCCUCCUGGUGCUUGGGCAAGAAGACGGAGUGCGCCAAGAAGAUCCGGCCGCAGAUCGUGAAAACGUCGAGGAAGAACGCCUGCAAGCACUUGAGCAGCGACAUAUUCAGGACCUGCCACUCCAAGCUGAAUUUCAGUAAGUACUUGAAGGCGUGCAAGAUGGACGUCUACCAUUGCAAGGGUUUCAAAUGCUACUGUGAUAGUUUGAUGGCGUACGCUAGAGAAUGCGAAAGACUUGGUGUGGACCUGCCCAAUUGGCAGAAGCAUUCGUACUGCGAUCGGGAUAACCUGAAGGGGACGAAGAGGCGGAUCAACCGAGUGCAUAAGAUCCAUCGAAGCCAGGAGGCUCUGCUGUUGAAGAAGCUGCCGCAUAGAUUGUUGAAUAGAACGCGAAGUAACCCGAUGGGCGUUCCGUUGACUUAA
Molecule: messenger RNA, 1956 nt
Organism: Phyllotreta striolata
Lineage: Eukaryota; Metazoa; Arthropoda; Insecta; Coleoptera; Chrysomelidae
Source: the annotation of a GenBank genome assembly